Messenger RNA from Prorocentrum cordatum, 3764 nucleotides. Lineage: Eukaryota; Dinophyceae; Prorocentrales; Prorocentraceae. The record is from the annotation of a GenBank genome assembly.
UGGCUCAGAUCGCAGUGGCUUCGUUGCGGCAGGGAGCCAUAAUGGGCGAUUCUGCGGUGGGACCAGAUGGUUCGGCAGAGUCGGAAAGUUGCCUCCUGGAAAAAUGGUUCGAAGAGUUGAACAAAGAUGUCGACAAAUGGUUCGUAGAGGGUCACGAUGCCAGCAUCAUCAUGAAGAAGCUUGACAAGAAAAGGGACCUGAUUCGGAGGAAGAUGGCGAUGAUAGACAUGGCCGUCGAGAAGGGCAUCACCGACAAGGACAGGCUUCUUGUCGAGCAGGCGGACGACCCCGACAGAGAGGAGGAGAUGACGAAGCGGGAAAAGGUUGCCGCGGCCGAGGCGUGGCUGCGGCAGCGCAUCGGGGCACGCGGCCCGGGCGGGAAGCCCUGGCCAAUGUGGACAAGCACGUCGCAGCUCACCCGGUACGGCCCUGGGAUAUGGCUGCACUUCCGCUGGAACGUAGUAAUGGGUCCAGCCUUCCUGGCAAUGGUGGUACUCCAGCUGCCGCUAUUCUGGUUCUGCAUCCACGGGAAAGCCGUCGAAGGGCUCGACCUUGGAACCUUCUCCGACACUUCCUCGUUCUCGGGCUUCUUGGCUACCAUGACCAUAGCCAAUCUAGGACAGGAGAACCUGACGAUCUGGUGCAAAGACAUCGACAUCGCAAACGUCACUACCUUGUGCGGGUGGCUGGACGCGGUGGGCGCUCUGAUAGUAUUGCUCGCUGCGAAGUGGUUCGAGUACGUGGAAGUACCCAGGGGAAAAAAAGAAACGCUGACCUUGGUGCCAACGCCGGAUGACUACACAGUCGUGGUGCACAACUUGCCGCCCCAGGCGCACCCUUCGGCCUGCCAGAACCCCUCGGCCAGCUCAGCGGAGGUGUACCGCGCGGAGUUGAAGAGCCACUUCGAGCGUUUGCUCUCGGCCGAGGUGGUCGCGCCCAGGAAGGGCAUGAGAGUGUACAGCACCAAGGACAGCGACGGCUGCAGAAAGUCAAGCUGGUCGCGAUCAAGGCGCUUCAGCCAAUGCGUGCAGCACAAGGGAAAGGUGGUCAGCGUCCAAGGCACGUCUGUCAAGGUCAAGUGGGACAAGGGCCAGGGGCCAGAGGAGGACCCCAUCGAGAUGGAUCAGCUGCGCGACAUGAAGGUGAGGAAAAGGCUCGAGCUCUUCCACAUCAACCCUACCAAUCACAACGAGGGAGGGCCAGUGUACCAGGUCCACCUCGUCCACGACUACGGGGGCGAGGUGCUCAGACUCUCGCGAGAGUGGGCCGCCGCGGAGUCCUCCCGCGGGAGGCAGGACGAGAAGAAGAAGGCAUUCUGGGACAUGGUGAGGGAAAAGUCCCUGCUUGACGAUCGGCCCGUCAUCCUGGCGUUCGUUGUUUUCAGGCACCCGUCGUACAAACAGUUUAUUGUGGACGAGUACCGCCUUAGCAGUCUACCUAUGGCACGUUACCUCCAGCCUCGAAUGCUGAAUUUCCAAGGGACGCCUAUACAGGUCGAAGUUGCGGAGAAUCCCAGCGACAUCUUGUGGACUAAUUUGGACAUCUCUUCACGGGAGAGCUGGAGGCAUUGCGUGGUCACGGUCGGUGUGUUUGCUGUGGCCAUUGCCGCCUGCUUGCUCGUCAUGUCAUGGGCAAAGAAUGCCGCUCAAGACGCCCUGCCGCAGACUGGCUCUUGUGGGCCGGAUGUCACCUGUACGGUAGGUGGGGGUGGCAGCGCUGCAGAUCAGUGCGUGUGCGCCGCGUGUGGAUAUCAGGGCGUGUGGAACGACCAUCCAACUGGCAUUUGGGAGGAAUGCAAGGAGUGGUGGAAUGCUCAACAAAAGGCGGCAUUUUGGUCUUCCAUGUCAGGGGUACUGAUUACCGUUUUGAACUUUUUCGGAAAGGAUUUAAUUACGCGCCUGAGCGUUUCCACUCGUCAGAAGACUUUGACAUUGCAGGAACACCUCACAGUAUAUAUGAGCACAGUCCUGUGUUUCCUCACUUUGGGCUUUACUACGGCGCUCGUUAAUUGGAAGGCAGAGGGUGUCUAUAUCGGCGGUCCAGGUUUCCUGGGCAUCUUCGGAAAUGGAGAAUACGAUGACACACACGCAGAAUGGUUCGUAAUGGUUGGUGGUCAGAUUGUCAAGAUAUUCCUAAUGUCUGUAUCGUUCUUGCCUUUGUACGCUUUCACGCCGUACGCCUUGGGAUGCCUGCGAUGGAUAAGGAGAGGUCGGCUCAAAUCUUGGCAAGAGCUGAAGAAACUCUACACCCCGCCACAGUUCACAAUGGCUGUAAUGCAGGCGCUCCAGCUCAGCCACAUCUUGGCCGCCAUGAUGGGCUCUAGCGGAAUGCCGUUCAUGUCGAUCACCCUGGUCCUGGCGGUGUUCGGGCAGCAUUGGGUCGACAAGCUUGUGCUGCUGCGGGGCUCCGACGUGCCGCCCAUGUACACGGAGCACCUCGCGGUGGGGAUGGCGUGGUGGGUGUAUUUCGCGGUAUGGGUGCAUUCUGUCGCAGCGAUCUGGAUGCUCGGUAACAACGAGGUUUUUCCCAGUCGCGACUCGGCGAGCUCCGCCAGCGUCGCCAAAGAGUGGAUGGACUCCCUCACCGGCGACGCCGUCUUCGCGGGGCGCAUGGUGCAGAGCGCGGCCAUUCCCAACACGCUCCUGCUGCUGGGCCUCACCGCCCUCUUCCUGUCGCGGCUGCUCGCCUUCCUCUUGGGGGGCGGGCUCCUUGCGGACCUGACCCUGGCGGUGUCCCAGGGGUGCUGCAGGGGGCGGAGCGUCGACGGCGUCGACGACCGGCAGACGGUCGACCAGGCAGAGAAAGAGUGGGACAUGCGCCAGAUAAAGCACUGCUACGAGAUGUCGGAGCUGAAGGAGUUCGCUUUCCUCAAGCCUUCCGCCGCCGCGGGCGACAAGGUGUCGAGGGCGAAGAACAAGCUGAAGGACAUCCGGUCCAUGGCCUUAACAAAGAGCGCCAUGGGAGACGCAUCCGCCGUGGCCGCGAGCGACGCGGUGAAGCCUGCGCCGGCGGCCGACGGCGAGUUCGCUGGGCCCUCGCAGGUGGCGCGCCGCGGGCCCUCGUCGGACCUGCCUUCGGUCCUCCUCCGCCUCUUCACCUACCAGCACUGCCGACUCCUCCACAUCAGACGUGGAGGAGGCGCCCGCCCUGCUGGCAGGGGAGCUGCUGGCGCCGACCGUGCCGUCGGAUCCGGCGGAGCCGAAGGCGAGGGCGAAGAAGGCAAGACCGGCGACAGACGGCAGCGCUGGCGCGUCGGACGAUGGGGAGCCCAAGGACGCCCUGUCUUGGGCCGCGGAGAAGCCGAACAAGAAGAAAAAGGUCAAGCCGGCCGGUGGCCCUGGCACUCGAAGUGCAUCUGUUUCUCCCGGCGCGACAGGCGGAGAGGACAGCAUGGAAACGCCAGCACCCGGGCCCCCGCUGGGGGGAGCCGAGGGACUCCUAAUAUCUCCGAAGGCGAAGGCGAAGCGCAAAGUCAAAAAGGCGCAAUGAGCCCGCGCUCCCGAAGUGAGUUCACUGGUAUGUGAACGUUCUGCAUGUUUGAUGUGUAUUGCGGGGGGCGUUGCCAGCCCUCGUGCUCGAAGGAGCACGGCGUGUUGACAAUGUAGUGUGAGUCGACAGAUUUUCCUGUGGCUCUUUGGACACAAUCUGAUCGCAGCCCCGAAGCACCUGCAAUGACUGUUUUUGUGCGCGCUUGACAAACUACUCGGCCCAAUCACUCGGUCAACGUAACAUAUACACACAGCAUGCUUGUGGUAGGCAUCAGC